AUGAGCACCUGGCCUCAAAGCCGGACACUGACAGUCAUUCUCAGCAGCUUUGCGACACAACCCGCGCCUCCGCGCUCUGCCGCUCGCUGUCACCACUACAACCACCAAGCACAAGCGGGCGUCCUUUGGUCGAUGAAGCUUUUGGAAACCAUCAUGGUAGGUAUCCGCAUGUCCCUGGCGGUCUACUUGGUAUUACCAUUCUGUACCGCAGUAAAUGCGGUUACAGGAGCUUUCGACUGCUUAGCUCCGUCGGGCUCAGCGGGCUUGUUCCUGAAGCUGCAGAAGCCUGACUAUGCCAGAACGCCUGUCCCUGCUUACAGUGUCUGGUCCCGUGGUCUCAAAGUCGGCAAAAGCCCCUGCUACUAUUGGUCUGUGGGCGGAAAUCGCUACAUCAUUCUGGACGAUCCAAGGUUUUGCCACCAGGCACCGCCCACCGCCCGCUCAACUUCAUCCCAAAGCUGUCAAACGAACGAACUUCCAGACAAAACCGCCUCCUUCCGUCAGGGGCCACUGGUCUAA
This is a messenger RNA of Colletotrichum acutatum, 519 nucleotides long. RefSeq lists its product as uncharacterized. Bases 1 to 519 code for a protein of 172 amino acids. The transcript is spliced from 4 exons. Lineage: Eukaryota; Fungi; Ascomycota; Sordariomycetes; Glomerellales; Glomerellaceae. The record is from RefSeq and is a predicted model, not a curated record.